Molecule: messenger RNA, 3837 nt
Organism: Oncorhynchus mykiss (rainbow trout)
Lineage: Eukaryota; Metazoa; Chordata; Actinopteri; Salmoniformes; Salmonidae
Source: RefSeq, a predicted model, not a curated record
UUAUUUUUUUAUAUAUAUAUUUUUUACGAUAGCCAAUGUUGACAUUGUGGCUGUAGUAACUAUUGAUAAGGCAACUAGUCAGCCAUGUUCUUUUAUAGUUAAAUGAUAAUGGUCAGCCACCUCGGUAGCUUGCUAGCUGAAACAUUGAAGCUCUUUAGACUCGUUAGUGUAUAUUAUCCACUGUGUUUUAAACUCACUUAUGUCGUCUAGCUAGUUAUCCCAUUAAAUUUAAUAUUUACAUUGUUGUUAUUAGUCAGCGAACGUAGCUGUCUGGUUAAGUUCACUAGCCUAGAUAGCUAACUGUUAGCUAACAUCCCCGACCAUGAGUUCACUGAGCUACUCUCCUCCUGAUAAAGAAGAGGAGGUCUGCUGGACGGAGAAAGAGGGUCUGUGGCUGAACGUUGUUGUGAAAGAGGAGAAGGAAGAGGAGGAUGUCACUGAAACAAAAUUAGAGGAUGAGGAUGUUGCAGUGAAAGAAGAGAAAGAGGAGGCUCCCGUUUUUGGAGUGAAGGAGGAGGGAGAGAUAACUGUCGUAUUAGAAGAAGAAGAGGAGGAUACUGGACAUCUGAUUAACCCCAGCGAGAGACCAGACUCUCACUCUGACCGUGGAAAUGGUCCUUCAGGGGAACGAGACCCAGAGACGCCCAAACCAGCGAGACCACACCACUGCUCCCAGUGUAAUAAGAGUUUUAAGUGGUUAUGUAAGCUGAAAAAGCACGAGAAAAUACACACAGGAGAGAAGCCUUUCCAAUGCUCCCAGUGUGGAAAGAGUUUUACCCAGUUAGGGACCCUGAAAAGGCAUGAGAGAAUACACACAGGAGAGAAGCCUUUCCAAUGCUCCCAGUGUGGAAAGGGUUUUACACGAUUAGGGAACCUGAAAAAGCAUGAGGGAACCCACACAGGAGAGAACCCCUUACAAUGCUCUCAGUGUGGAAAACGUUUUACCAAGUUAGGGAACCUGAAGGAGCAUGAAAGGACACACACAGGGGAGAACUCUUACCGUUGCUCUCAGUGUGGAAAGGAUUUUACCAAGUUAGGGAGCCUAAAAGUACAUAAAAGAAUACACACGGGAGAGAAACCUUUCCAGUGUUCUCAGUGUGGAAAAGGUUUUACACGGUUAGGGCAUCUGAAGGAACAUAAAAGAAUACACACAGGAGAGAAACCUUUCCAAUGCUCCCAGUGUGGAAAGGGUUUUACCUUGUUAGGGAACCUGAAUAUGCAUGAAAAAACACACACGGGAGAAAAGCCUUACCAAUGCUCCCAGUGUGGAAAGAGCUUUACACAGUUAGGGAACCUGAAGGAGCAUGAAAAGACACAUACAGGGGAGACAUCUUACCAUUGCGCUCUGUGCGGAAAGGAUUUUACACGGUUAGGGAACCUGAAAAGGCAUGAGAGAAUACACGCGCUCUUUCCAACGCGCCCAGUGAGGAGCAGGACUUGGAACCGGUUCAGGGAACAGAACCUAAACCCUGAAAAGAGCAAAACAUUUGAGGAACAGAAACAGAACCGAGAUUGGAAGCUCAACAUGUGUGUUGGUCUGAUGUGUACCAGGAAGUGGAAGUUCAACAUGUGUGUUGGUCUGAUGUGUAACAGGAAGUGGAAGUUCAACAUGUGUGUUGGUCUGAUGUGUACCAGGAAGUGGAAGUUCAACAUGUGUGUUGGUCUGAUGUGUACCAGGAAGUGGAAGUUCAACAUGUGUGUUGGUCUGAUGUGUAACAGGAAGUGGAAGUUCAACAUGUGUGUUGGUCUGAUGUGUACCAGGAAGUGGAAGUUCAACAUGUGUGUUGGUCUGAUGUGUACCAGGAAGUGGAAGUUCAACAUGUGUGUUGGUCUGAUGUGUAUCAGGAAGUGGAAGUUCAACAUGUGUGUUGGUCUGAUGUGUAUCAGGAAGUGGAAGUUCAACAUGUGUGUUGGUCUGAUGUGUAUCAGGAAGUGGAAGUUCAACAUGUGUGUUGGUCUGAUGUGUAUCAGGAAGUGGAAGUUCAACAUGUGUGUUGGUCUGAUGUGUAUCAGGAAGUGGAAGUUCAACAUGUGUGUUGGUCUGAUGUGUACCAGGAAGUGGAAGUUCAACAUGUGUGUUGGUCUGAUGUGUAUCAGGAAGUGGAAGUUCAACAUGUGUGUUGGUCUGAUGUGUAUCAGGAAGUGGAAGUUCAACAUGUGUAAAGAAGCUCUCGUGAAAGAGGAGGAGGAAGAGAAGGAUGGUACAAUACAAAAACAAGUAGAGGGUGAGGCUGUUACUGUUAAAGAAGAAGAGAACGGCGUUUCAGUGAAAGAAGAGGAAGACUCGUUCAGAGUGAAAGAGGAGGAGGAUGUUACAGUAAAAGAAGAGGAGGAAGAGAAAGAGGAUGCAGUUUUUGGAGUGAAAGAGGAGGAGGAGGAGAUGGCUGUCACACUGAAAAAGGAGGAAGAAGAAGAGGAGGAAACUGGAUAUCUGGGCCCGGUUUCCCAAAGCCAUCUUAAGGCAUCCAAUAGUUCUAAUGAUGAACUUAGUCAUAAGAUGCUUUUGGAAAACCGGGCCCUGAUUAACACUAAAGAGAGACGAGACUACCGUGGGUCCUCUGGGGAGCCUCAACGACCUCAUGAUGCUGACGAAGCAGAGAAGAGUCUCUCCACAUCAGAACGUCUGAUAAAACACCAGCAGAGACUCACAGGGAAGAGAACUCACCACUGCUCUGACUGUGGGAAGAGUUACUCAAGAUCUGAUUCACUACAACUUCACCAGAGAAUUCACACUGGAGACAAUUCUCACUGCUGCUCUGACUGUGGGAAGAGAUUCACCUCUUCAGCAGACCUUAAAAAACAUUUGAGAAUCCACACAGGAGAGAAACCUUAUAGUUGUGAUCAAUGUGGGAAGAGUUUUACUAGAUCAAGUAAUCUGAAAGCACACCAGAGAACACACACCGCAGAGAAACCCCAUAGCUGUGAUCAAUGUGGGAAGAGUUUUUCUUCGUCUAGCCAUCUGACUACACACCAGAGAACACACACAGGAGAGAAACCUCAUCACUGCUUUGACUGUGGAAAGAGUUACUCAAGAUCAGAUUCACUGAAAGUGCACCAGAGAAUUCACACUGGGGAAAAACCUUAUAGCUGUUUUCAAUGUGGGAAGAGUUGUAAUAACACAAACAGCCUGAAAACACACCAGAGAAUUCACACUGGAGAAAAACCUUAUAACUGUGAUCAGUGUGGGAAGAGUUUUAAUGAUACAAGCAGCCUGAAAACACACCAGAGAAUUCACACUGGAGAUAAACCUUAUAGCUGCUCUGACUGUGGGAAGAGCUUUUCAAAAUCAUCUACAUUGCAAUCACACCAGAGAAUUCACACUGGAGAGAAACCUUAUGGCUGCUCUGACUGUGGGAAGACCUUUUCAAAAUUAUAUACAUUACAAUCACACCAGAGAAUACACACAGGAGAGAAACCUUACAGCUGUGAUCAAUGUGGAAAGAGUUUUGUUACGUCUAGCCAUCUGACUAUACACCAGAGAACACACACAGGAGAGAAACCUCAUAGCUGUGAUCAAUGUGGGAAGAGAUACUCUGAUAAAAGAGCUCUGAUUAGACAUCAGAAAGUACAUACAUGAAGGAGUUGUUUCAUGAUAUCAAUGAAAUAAUGUCACAAUGUAGAAUAUUUUAACAUUGUAGUAGGAGUAUUUUAAUGAUGUCACAAUGUAGAAUAUUUUAACAUUGUAGUAGGAGUAGGAGAAUUCUAAUGAUGUCACAAUGUAGAAGCCUAAAUGUUUGUCCCCUGAUCUAUUGAUUUCAGCAUGAUAUGGAUAUUAGCCUCAUCAGGGGAAAAAUCCAGGUUUUGAAAGAGUCCUAUUUAUGUAAUUUAACAAAAAAA